Molecule: messenger RNA, 882 nt
Organism: Heterobasidion irregulare TC 32-1
Lineage: Eukaryota; Fungi; Basidiomycota; Agaricomycetes; Russulales; Bondarzewiaceae
Exons: 5
Coding region: 1-720 (239 amino acids)
Biological process (GO): endoplasmic reticulum to Golgi vesicle-mediated transport
Cellular component (GO): endoplasmic reticulum membrane; endoplasmic reticulum-Golgi intermediate compartment; Golgi membrane
Source: RefSeq, a predicted model, not a curated record
AUGCAGCUCGGCCACAACGCGGUCGCUGCAGGCCAGGACUACGUCCAACGAAACCUGGGUGGGAUGAUCCCCGUCACGCACCUCAAACACCACUUCAAUGUCUCCAAUUCGUACGUCAUCCGCAAGCUCCGUCUCGUCCUCUUUCCAUGGCGCCAUCGUCCGUGGACGCGAAGGAUGUGGCGCUCCGAGCAGGGGCAUAGCGAGUUCCAACCGCCUCGCGACGAUAUCAACUCCCCUGACCUCUACAUCCCCGUCAUGGCCUUCGUCACGUACGUCCUGCUGGCCGCCCUCCAGUCUGGCCUCCAGUCCCGCUUCGACCCAGAGAUCCUCGGUCUAACCGCCACAACUGCCCUCUUCAUCGUCUUUGCCGACUUUCUCGUCCUCAAGGGCGGAUGUUAUAUCUUGGGCAUACAGAGCUCGUCUCCCGUCGUAGAUCUCAUGGCCUACUGCGGCUACAAGUUCGUCGGCGUGAUCCUCACGCUGACGGCUGGUCUGCUCAAAGCGGGGCGCACCGUCUGGAUGCUCGUCUUCCUCUACGCGUUCCUUGCGAACGCCUUCUUUCUGCUUCGCUCCCUACGCUCCGUCGUCCUCCCCGACGUGUCUGGCGCGCCCGCGGCCGUCGGUACAGUAUCGCACGCGCAGCGUUCGCGUCGCAUCACUUUUCUGUUUGUCGUUGCUGUCACGCAAGUGUUGUAUAUGGGUGUGCUAGUGCGGGUAUAGACAGCCUGUGUGUGCCAGGAGGAUGCGCUGUCGCCCCAUCUGUCGUUAUGCAUUGGACUGUGCUGCCGGUGCUCUUUCCUAUUUCACAUUACCAUAGUCUUCUCGUACAAGUUUGUCACUUGCGUCGGUAACGGCCGCCCCAACCCCGCGGUUCUGCAUGUC